AUGACAAGAGGUGGGGAUAGUGCCGAGUCAUCGGUGUGCAGCACUGGAGCCGAGCCGGGAUUUGGUGUGCCACCGCCAAAGACUUUUGAGCCUCCGCCAGGGUCCAAAGUAGUUCCUCGGAAGAUCUUCUCGCCUAUUCAUCACUACCUCGCCCGUUCACGGAAGCCGUUUUGGUGUGAUGCUGAAGAACUAGCCACGCCUCCUCGGAUCUACGUGGAUCAGAAGUCCGUUUUCCGUGAGAUCGCUUCGGUCACACAGCUGAGACGUGGCGAUCAUUGCAUGAUUACUUUAAAUGUUUUGCGCUGCUUGAGCCCAAAUAUCGAUUAUUUUGUCAGUUUGAUGGGAUCCUUGGAACUGUUUCAUUUAUAUCAUCACUUUGUCAUUUUGGACGAUGUGAGCCACGUGGAUGAGUUUGGCGUUCCCCGCACAAAGCAGGACAAAAUCGUGCAUAUCAUGGAGUAUUCCAACACAGUGGAAGGCUUUGUAGAGGAGUUGCGUGUAAAGAGCUUUGGUGCAUGGCACAGUUUUCCAAAGAUUCUCUUCGACUGCACUCUAAAGAAGGCUCGAUGUGAUCGGGUUCCACUUGCCGACUAUGGUGACAUGCCUCAUAUUUUCCGAAUGGAGGAGCGGCUCACAGAGCAGCAGAGAGAACGCAUUGUACAUGACGCUGAAAAGUUGAUCGAAAAUCCUCGGGCCUACAACGUUCUUUGUGCCAACUGUGAGCAUACCACGAACUUGGUCUCUGGAAAACAGCAGUUUACGUCGCCAGAAGUUCACUUUUUCAUUUGGAGCAUCUGCCGAUAUCUUCUCACGAUCAUUGGGCUUGCAACACUUCAUGUUGUGACAAUGCAAUGCUACAGCCGGUAUUGCUUGCAAUAUCCGUUAUGGGCUUUGGCUGCGUAUUAUCUUUGUACAGCUUUGCCAGUCCUUGCCCAGAUCAUUGUGCAAUAUGGUCGCCUCGCGAACACGGUCUACCACGGGUGGCGAAAAAGUUUGAUCUCCAGAAAUGAUGUCUACCACCUCUUGGUCAAGGAGCUUUGCCGAGCCAUUUUCAACGGAGCGCUUGCUUUCGGGUUUCUUUUGUGGGCUCCCGACAUGUUGCAAUUUGCGAACCAAAGGUAUCCUGUGCGCAUCUCCAUCGCCAUUGUGUUUGCUUACUUUGCCAGCGACGCGCUCUUCGCACUCUUAGCGCAGGUCGUGACACGGAUCCUGCUUCACAAGUUUGGCAGGUUUUGGCUCAUUGGUGGAAGUGACCACACGUGGGAAGAGGAGCAACGACUUGCCGAUGCGACGCCGAAAGAGAAGGAUGAGUAG
Molecule: messenger RNA, 1314 nt
Organism: Durusdinium trenchii
Lineage: Eukaryota; Dinophyceae; Suessiales; Symbiodiniaceae
Source: the annotation of a GenBank genome assembly